Oncorhynchus kisutch (coho salmon) is the source of this 3299-nucleotide messenger RNA. Its product is annotated as store-operated calcium entry regulator STIMATE-like. The transcript has 8 exons. The record is from RefSeq and is a predicted model, not a curated record. Gene Ontology annotation, cellular component: membrane. NCBI's taxonomy places the organism in Eukaryota, Metazoa, Chordata, Actinopteri, Salmoniformes, Salmonidae. The coding region runs from base 299 to 1141 and encodes 280 amino acids.
AGAGAUCCAAGGAAUUCAACAGCAGGAGGUGACGUCAGAAUCCCGUAUUUUGCAGUUGAUAUGGAGUAGAACAUUUAACCAUGUUCCUGACUUUAGUUUUCGCAUUUUCGGUGGCUCCCCCCCCCCCCCCGCAAAAUACUUUUGUUUUAACUUUGCGAGAGAGGCAUUGAGCAGUGAUAGCAUGACAAAUUCGUUUUGUUUUUCUUGAGAUUGGAAGGCUCCUAGAUCUCUCCUCGCAAACAACAGGGGAAGUGCCCCCUGUCCUUUGUCUGCUUCGGGUGUUUUUAAAGUAUUCGACAUGGACAUUUACGGAUACAAUGGUGUUUUUCUGGUCAAAAGACCGUUUAAUAAUGCAGUUUUUGAGAUUUCGAAUAUGUCAGACAUUACGCAUCAGGGAUGCGAUAACGGGGCUUUGACAAACAGAUUCGGAGUCUUGAUUCAAGGGUUGCUGGCCAUAGUUGCCUUCAGCACAUUGAUGGUGAAGAGGUUCCGUGAACCCGUAGGGAUCAGAAGACCGUGGAGGAUCUGGUUUUACGACAUGUCCAAGCAGGCCAUUGGCGCUCUCUUCAUCCACUUCGCCAAUGUGUUCCUCUCCAACCUCACAGAAAUGGACCCCUGUUCCCUGUAUUUGAUCAAUUUCCUGCUCGAUGCCACGCUAGGCAUGCUGGUCAUCUGGGCGGGGGUCAAGGUUGUCUCCUGGAUCGUGGAGUACAAGCAGUUCGCACUGCUCACCUUUGGAGAAUACGGUGACCCUCCCCAGGCCGCAGCGUGGCUCGGUCAGUGUGGUGUCUACCUUCUCAUCAUGGUCCUGGAGAAGAGUGUAGUCAGCUUGGUGCUGCUCAUUCCAGGAUGGACCAACCUGCAGUCUGUGUUGCUGGACUACAUCCCUAACCCUCAGGUGGACCUUGUGUUGGUCAUGCUCAUCGUGCCCGUCAUUGUCAACUCCAUCAUGUUCUGGGUGGUGGACAGUCUGAUGAUGAGGAAGUACAAGAGCCUGGAUGACUCCUGUGACCCCUCGACCAAGGUCGUCUCCACGGUGCCGUGGGUUACUGGCGACGAGUCACAGGUCCUGUUGCCCGUCGACACAGACGCUGAGGAGGAGGAUAGUUCAACAAUGGAUCCGAGGAGGGUCCCACUCUAGCCUCCCAGUAGUGGGCAUAAUACCUAGCUGGGUGGAGGUGUAGCUCUGAUAUCCUUCUCUAAAAGCCCCCUGACACACACGCUGACCCGCACCACACACAAACAAAUCACACGCAUUUGCUUUUUUUCAUUGUACACAUCCCAAUGAUGUCUUUGAUGAUGACUUGGCUGUUAGAGGAUGUUGAAUGUUAUCUUAACUAUGCUUUAUGAUGGAGGGGGCUAUAAGCUUGGUGGGGGCUAUAAAGUGUCUCGUAAUGGAGAUGAUUAGAGAGCACAGUGAUGAUGAAAGAGUAAAUCUGUCCUCUCUCACGGGGGGGAUUUUGUGAAAAGGGUGUUUGUUGAUCUCCAAAGAGCUCCUUGACAUACCGUAUCAACUUCUAAAGAGUAGCGGUAAGGUGUCAGUACAAUCUCCUCUGUUUUCCUUCAUCAUACAGAUAACUGCUUAGUUCAAACCUCGACAUACAUCAUCUAAUGAUCUGUAAUUAAAUAAGUUUUGGACCUGUAGUAUUCAGUAGAAUCCACUACUAGUGUCCUUGUCUCCUUUCCUCCUUCGCCACUAACAAGUGGAAGGGCUGGGUAGUUUCAAUCAUAUGGAUUUCAACGUCCACUCAUAUCAGUUGUCAGACUAUUGUAACUCAGCCCAAGCAGUUGGACCUUAAAGUUGGCAAUGUUUUAUCUGAGUUGGACUGUAGUGGUCUGGAACAGUUCUUCACACUUCUCCAGAGGAUGUUUAACAAGGUGGAAAAUGGACCAGAUCAUUUUCUAUUCCUCAUGGAUGUCCAUUUGGGAUUGAUUUGGAUUUAUCCAAAUAAUGUUUCUGAUAUGAAGUAAAGAGCUUUGUGAUUUUGAGUUCUAAUGUAUUUUCUUAUGUCUAUUGGACAUAUUUGACUGUAUUCAUAUUACUUGUGGUUAAACCUGGAGUAAUGGGACAUUUCCAAAUGGUAUCCCAGAAAUGAUCACGGUCAACCCGAGAUACAAUUGUAAACGGAACACUAUUUUGGUAUGUUCAUUCUUAUAGAUCACAUUUCUCAAUCAUUGAGCUGUUAACUCUAACAAGAAAAUACAGUACUGCCAUUUUUGUAUUCAUUGAAUUCUGUUCCUGGAACCAUUUUAAUGUCUUAGUGAUAUGAAGGAUUCUGAUUGUGUGAGACUGUCAUUUCACGUGACCUCAAAUGUUUGGAACAGGUACUGUGAGGACCUGCGCCACUACACUGUUUGCAUUUAUGCAAAUUAUUCACUUUUUUUUUUUUUAUCUACAUUUUUUAAAUUUAGCGUUGCUCCAGUCCAUCAUGUAUGUAUGUGUUUGUGGAAACAUCAUUUUUAAUUGUGACUGAAAUAGUUUGAAUGUUUAAUGGAUUUCCACUUGAAAGUGCCAUGUUGCCAUAAUAUAUUCAAAUAUGAUACGAGAAACAUUUCUGUUAUUUGUCUUAACAGUUGUCACUGUUUGUAUUAUAAUAAUUUAAAGUGAAGUUGUAUAAUAACAAACACGGGUGUUGAAUUCCUUUGGUGGCUUAGGUCAGCCCGGUGGCUUAGGUCAGCCCGGUGGCCCCUGAGCUCGAUGACAGACACCUGAGCGGGACGUGGAGUAGUACACCUCUGUGACUCCAAACUGAUGACAGGAGGGAUGAGGGGGGUGGUUAGAGAGGGAGCUAGUCGUUGGGACAGGUAGAGGAGAGGGUUAGUUAGGGGGGUGUCUGGUGUGACCAGGUGUGAUCCUAAGCAGUGUCGCCACAUGAUCGGGUUCACCUGUUUGCUCUCCCAGUUAGCACCUAACCCUAGCAUGUAAAGAGCCUGCCUUCCUGCAAUGACUAAGGCCUGGAUUCAGUCCUAAUACGAGUUGUAGACAAUGCGGCUGUUAAACGCAAUUUCAGAUUGAGCAGCGUUUACCGUGAAUGUGAGCCCUGUGAACAUGAGGACAUUGUCUUUAAAGCCCUUGAUGGGAUUGACUCGGUAGGAUGGAGCACAGUACUAGUUUUGGGUGUGAUUCCUGCUUGGGCCACAUACAGCACAUACUUAUACUGAAUGUUUGUGUUAACUGUUAGUUACUUUCAUAGAACUGUUUACUUUGUUAGUAUUAUGUUUCAAGUGUUCUUACAAUCUAGAGCUGUUCAGAAAAAAAGUUGAUCUUUACCAAUAAAUCUUGUUUUUACACACAAAAA